GGCGCGGUUAGGGUUUAUCUCCUCACGCCGCAACUUCCCUCGAGCCCCCUUGCAAAGGAAAAAGGCGGCGUUCGGCAGCGGCGGAGCGGAGAUGUCGGAGAAGAAGCGCGGCGCCGGCACCCGCAAGGACGAGGUGGUGACCCGCGAGUACACCAUCAACCUCCACAAGCGCCUCCACGGAUGCACCUUCAAGAAGAAGGCACCAAAUGCCAUCAAGGAGAUCAGGAAGUUUGCACAGAAGGCCAUGGGCACUACCGAUGUCCGGAUCGAUGUGAAGCUCAACAAGCACAUCUGGAGCAGUGGUAUCCGGAGCGUGCCAAGGCGAGUCCGUGUCAGAAUCGCCCGCAAGAGGAACGAUGAGGAAGAUGCCAAGGAGGAACUUUACUCUCUGGUCACAGUUGCUGAGAUCCCUGCAGAGGGUCUGAAAGGUUUGGGUACUAAGGUUGUUGAGGAUGAGGAUUAAACCCUCCCAUGGAUUCAAUCAGCUAGCACUUAGUGCAUAUCAUGAGAGCAAAUUUGAGAAUGUUGCCUUAGAUUAUUGUUAUCUACUGUUGAGAUGACUUAUGUAAUAGAAGAUUCGAGACUUUGCUCAUUUCUUUGAAGUGCUUGAAAUUUUGACUACUUUGUCAAAUCGUGGUAUCUGCGUGGUGUGUUAUCAAACUUA
Molecule: messenger RNA, 664 nt
Organism: Panicum hallii
Lineage: Eukaryota; Viridiplantae; Streptophyta; Magnoliopsida; Poales; Poaceae
Product: 60S ribosomal protein L31
Exons: 2
Coding region: 92-463 (123 amino acids)
Biological process (GO): cytoplasmic translation
Cellular component (GO): ribosome; cytosolic large ribosomal subunit
Molecular function (GO): structural constituent of ribosome
Source: RefSeq, a predicted model, not a curated record